This is a messenger RNA of Magallana angulata, 885 nucleotides long. Its product is annotated as protein usf-like. The coding region runs from base 8 to 703 and encodes 231 amino acids. Gene Ontology annotation, molecular function: hydrolase activity. The record is from RefSeq and is a predicted model, not a curated record. NCBI's taxonomy places the organism in Eukaryota, Metazoa, Mollusca, Bivalvia, Ostreida, Ostreidae. The transcript has 2 exons.
UACAACCAUGAGUGGUAAAAAAGGAACAAUAAAAUCAGAAAAUCCCAAAGGGGAUUUGCCAUGCAUUGUCUUUAAUGAGUUACUGGCCGAGAGUGACAAGGGACUGGUGGUUAUCCAAGAAUGGUGGGGAAUGAACAAGCAAAUCAAAGAAGAGGCACACAGUAUCAGCAAAAUGGGAAAAUUUGUUACGAUCGUUCCCGACCUGUACAGAGGAAAGAUAGCAACGGACUACGAAGAGGCUGGUCAUCUGAUGAGCAACCUCGACUGGCCAGGGGCAGUCAAAGACAUUCGGGCCUCUAUCCUCCACCUAAAGUCCAUGGGCUGUAAAAAGGUGGGCGUGACCGGGUUCUGUAUGGGCGGAGCCCUCUCCUUGGCAGCGGGGGCCUUAUUACAGGGUGUUGUAGAUGCCAUUGCCCCGUUCUAUGGAAUUCCAGAUGAGAAACUGUGUGAUGUUUCCACUAUCAAGUGUCCAGUACAGUGUCACUUCGCAGCCCUGGAUCAUUUGGUGGGGUUCUCAUCUCUGAAAGACGCGGAAAAGCUGGAAGAGAAGUUAAAGGCGGGAAAUGUGGAUUACGAGAUGAAUAUUUAUGAUGGGGCAGCCCAUGCCUUCACUAACGCCACCGGACCUAACUAUAACAAAGACUCUUGUCAUCUGGCCUUGCAACGAUUAUGCACAUUCAUGAACAAAUCCUUGGUAGAAUAGGUUUUAGACUGUUGCUUUAAUAGAUUAACUUUUUUAUGUGUGCUGUUGAUAAUAUGAUAUACACUCUGUUGAUUUACUGUACUUUUGUUUUGCAUUUUGCAGAUAUUUUUAUUUUUUAAACACUCCAGAAAUGUGUAAUGUCAUUGCAGUGUUGAAUAUUAAAAUAAAUGCACAUCACAAUA